This is a messenger RNA of Kockovaella imperatae, 717 nucleotides long. RefSeq lists its product as hypothetical. The coding region runs from base 174 to 581 and encodes 135 amino acids. The transcript has 12 exons. The record is from RefSeq and is a predicted model, not a curated record. NCBI's taxonomy places the organism in Eukaryota, Fungi, Basidiomycota, Tremellomycetes, Tremellales, Cuniculitremaceae.
UCCGACGCGUCGAAAAUGAGACAUAUGCAUCGAUGUGUCUGACGCUUCACACCGUCGGGCGUCUCGAGCGGAUAUGACGUCGUCUGCGCUAUUUGACGUCAAAGGCAAAGUCGUGGUCAUCACGGGUGGAGGAACCGGCAUAGGACGAUGGCUAGCUGAGGGAUUCGCGGAGAAUGGCGCAAGGAAGAGGUCGAGGGGGAGUAUGGAGGACACGUCUCCGUGGGGACGUUUCGACCAAAGAUGGCGUCCUCCGCUUAGUCGAACAGAUCACCGAGAAGGAGCAGAGGGUCGAUGUCUUGAUCAAUAAUGCUGCGAUUCAACGACCCUGGAAGGAUCCCAUCAGCAACCAUCUUGAUCCGGACUCUAUCGAGAGACUCGUAUGGGAAGGGGUUGACGACGAUGAUUGGGAGAAGACCCAUUCGGUCAACGUGAACGGUGUCUACUUCAUGACGGCUGGCCUGGUUCCUCUUUUACGCAAAUCUGAGGAUCCCAGUGUCAUUGUCAUUUCUUCGAUAGCGGCCAUAGCCAAUCAGAGACCCGUCUCGACAUUGACGUAUGGGGUAUCAAAGGCUGCUGCCUGAAGAUCCGAGUCAAUACUAUUCUCCCAGGGACGUUCCCAACGGAAAUCACUGCCAGACGUGAUGAGAAUGGUGAACUCAAACUCCUCCCUGCUGCGGAAAAGGUAGCAAAGAGGACACCGUUAGGUCGCGCGGGUAC